This is a messenger RNA of Psilocybe cubensis, 2178 nucleotides long. RefSeq lists its product as uncharacterized. The transcript is spliced from 3 exons. The record is from RefSeq and is a predicted model, not a curated record. NCBI's taxonomy places the organism in Eukaryota, Fungi, Basidiomycota, Agaricomycetes, Agaricales, Agrocybaceae. The coding region runs from base 1 to 2178 and encodes 725 amino acids.
AUGAAGCCUUCACCACAACCACAACUCACUACAACUCAGACUCCCCUCAUACCGUAUCGCACUGAGCCACCGUCAAACAGGUUCUCGCACUCGUAUAGGGCAUGUAACCAGGACGUCAUUGAUUCGGCAAAAACGGUGCAGGUACAUCCCGACUCUGACGGUUUCUAUAACCAUGCAAUUUUUUCACAAUCGGAACCGAACCUGGAGGUGAAAAAUCGCGCUGGGGGUAGAUCGAGACGCGAAAUGGACCCCAACUUUUUGAUGCCUCCUGAACGCGUGUUUGGAAGACACGAACCAGAUUUGUACGUGUUGGGACACAGGGUGAAUCCAACACAUCAUUCAAAGACGCGUGAAGGGAGUGGUUCGACCAGGGGAGCGGCAACCCCGAAUUCACAAGCACAACACGACAAGCUGCUCCCUAUGAUCGCGAGCUCUAAUUCUCAAUCAACCAAAAGCAAGCACUCUACGUCCAAAGUAGCGAAUGCAUCAUCUAUUCCUUCUUCUGCAAAAUCUUCAACGACCCCAAACCAAGAGCCAUCGUCUUACAGCUCGUUGUCCGAGAAAAAUCAACCACGCGACCUCCGAUAUCUGUACGACUGGUCCAACCACCCCUCCGGUCCUCCUCCACCAAUCUAUGCUGAUCAUAUCACCGCUGUUCCAGUGGACAAGAUUCCAUACCGCACAGAACCUCCGAAUGCGAGAAUGUCGCGUUCAUUCUGGAGGGAAGAACGACGGAGGCUAGUUACGCUUACGAAGGAGACUUCGGACGAUAAGGAAAAUAUGAAAGACAGUAAAAGUGUACAGGUGCUUCCAAAGGCGCCUGGUAUUGGUGAGAUCAGGAGGAGGUCGGUACGUAUUGCAGAAGCCCCAGAGGUCACAGAAUCACCAAAGAAACACGGGGAGAAGGUGAAGAGCGUUGCCGGUCCUAAGAGGACCUCAUUGAAGGAGGUGGCACCGGUUAAAGUGCCUCGUGCCCCCACGACAUACAGUCCAUCUACAUCGUCCUCGAGAACGGCGGUCGAGCUCGAUGCUGAUCGGCAAACUGCCAAUAAUUCAGUGAAAACAUCCGUAACCACAGUCACGAUCGUAGUCCCAUCUUCAGGGAAGCCAAUAGCCAACACCGGUUCUGUGCCCGUGGCAGCCUCAACUGCAUCGAAGCCGGCCACUAAACCUGAUCUUGAUGCUGUCGUAGAGAGAGGUCGCACACUUCACCGCAGCCUUCGCAGAUCACGAAGCGCGCCUCUACGUUCACCAAGGAGCUCUUCUUCGUCGUCUGAAGACAGCGACUUGUACCGUGCGGAUGGAUCUCCAAUUCCACGCCGGCCCCGCGCGUUGUCCAGGCGCAAACCGCGUCCGCGUCCUCUUGACCUGCGUACAGCGUUCAAAGUCCAAGAGUUAAUCUCAGCGCAAGCACCGACUGGAGCUCGAUCCCAGGGUCACGGUCAGAAGGCUGCCUCUCUACCUGUCGCCCCAAAUCCCGCUCACAAUCCCGAUGCGAUUCCUGUGCCCACCGUCAUAGCCGUCGGUCCCCUCAGCGUGCAUUUCGCAGACGCCCCUGAGAUCAUAUCCUUCUAUACCUGCAGUAGCAGUGACGAAGAUGGAAUGGGAAACGUGUCUGACUCCGACACAUUGGAUGAUGCACACGAUGCAGGGAGUGUACAAGACGUGGAUGCAAUUAUGGCGCUGGGAUUGCCUGGCCGGACGAAGGACGGAGACACGCCGCAUCCUGCAAAAGAGCGGUUUUCACUUCAGAGUAUAGGGAGUAGUUGGUUUGAUAUGUCUUCGCUCAGAGAAAGUGGCAUGGGAGAAUUGCCUAGCACUCAGGCGGACCCUGGUUUUGCGUACGCAUCUGUUCAGCGUCCACCUUCGGCACUCUCUGCGACUGUUUCGACUGGGGGAGGCGAACCGAGGUAUACCGUCAUCAAGACUGGGCCUAAUGGCGAGGUGCCCAAAGGGUUCGAUAAACUGAACCUGCUCGUCAGACGAUGGUUGGAGAAAGAGAAAAGACAUUCGCAUUUCGUCUUUGCGAGGAGCUGCGAGAUGAAGUAUGAUGUUGCUGCGCGACAGAUAUACUACGAAACCACGUUCGACGACGUCCUCGAGGGUGGUAAGGGAGGAAUGAGGAAAGAGAAUUUCUAUCCUUUCAAAGGGGAGGUCGAGUGGAGGGUAUACCACUAA